Molecule: messenger RNA, 2832 nt
Organism: Monoraphidium neglectum
Lineage: Eukaryota; Viridiplantae; Chlorophyta; Chlorophyceae; Sphaeropleales; Selenastraceae
Exons: 12
Coding region: 1-2832 (943 amino acids)
Source: RefSeq, a predicted model, not a curated record
AUGGAGUACUCUGAGCUGGUCCUCUUUGCGCACCCCUCAGAAGGCGGUAGGACCCAGGCCAACGGUGUUAAGAGCAUCAAGGACCUGAGGCCCUGCAGCAGUGCCGAGGUCACCGCCGACCUCGUGGCCAAGAGCCCGCUGGCCAACAGCUUCGCCAGCCUGAGAGGACUGAAGGAGGGCGCAGAGAAGGAGGUUCCACCGACCCCUCAGCGCGCCAGCCGCCAGGCCCCAAAGGGAGGGCCGCCACAGAACCCCAAGGCCGCCAAGAGCAUUGAGUCCAAGGCCAAGGCUCCCAAGGCUAAGGGCAAGAGCACCCCCACCACACCCGCCAGCAGUGCUACGUCGAAACCCGACGCUGCGCCCUCCAAGGAGGUGGCGCCGGCAGGCAAGGGAGCCUCCAGCGGCCACAUCAAGGUCCUCAUCAGGGCCACAUCCGCACCUGUCACCCCCAAGCCUGCACCCAGCAGCAGCAACUGCACCCCGGCAGACACCGACCCUCUUCGCCGGUUGUCAGUAGCGUCGUGGGGCAGCGCCUCGUACGCUGAUGUGCUGAUGACCAGGGGGCCCUCGGCGGUCAUGGCAGCAGUGCCAGAGGAGCUGGCCGGGGCCGAGGGCGGUGGCUGCCUGGGCGCGAGCGCGGGAGAGGGCGACGGCACGGGCGGGCAUGCAACGGACGCAGGCACAGCAUGCAAGGAGACCAAGGGUCCCGCGUGCGAUGGCAAGCAGGCGUUGGCGGGCAGCCAGGCCCAGGGCAAGGUGAAGUCCAAGGUCAAGGGCAAGAAGGCUGGCCCCCAGGCUGGCAGCGGCAACAGGGGCAAUGGGCACAACAGCGACAAGGCUCAGAAGGGCGAGAAGGGCAAGAAGAAGGGCACCCCCCAGGCUCCCUCCAGCGCCGCCAAGGGCAGCGGCGCCGCAUCAACCAUGGUCGAGGCGCCCGCUGGCAAAGAGGUACCCAGCACAAAGGAGGCAACAAGCAGCGGCGAGGACCAGCCCGCUGCUUUCGGCAAGGUCGCCAGCGCCGCCGGGGCCUGCCGGGUGGUGGGAGGCAGGAGGACGGCAACCCACAAGGCGGCCUGCACCAAGGACGCCGCCGCCAAGAAGCCACAGACUACCCGGGCCACGGCCGCCGCCACCAGCAGCAAGGGCGCCCCUGCCGCCAAGGGCGCGCUGGUUGCCUCCAAGGUGGUGGGCAGCGCGGAGGGCGAGCCCGCGGCUGCGUUGGAGGGCGGCGCGGGCAGCCAGGGCGGCGAGGGUGGGGGCGUGGUCGUGGUGGCGGCGCAGGACAGGGAGGGGGAGGAGCGCGGCGAGAGCGUGGGCGUGCCAGCGAGGGGCAACGGAGUGGCCGGCGCGGUCAGCACGGCGGCCAGCUGCGACGGGAAUGCAGACGCCGCAGCACUGGCUGAAUGCCUAGGGUGCGGCGAGGGGCGAGACAGCGAGAAGGGCGUCGCGGUGCCGGCGCCAGAGCGCUAUGAGAGCAGGACAGGCAGCAACUCGGACGACGGGGUGCCAGACUCAGGGAUUGAGACGAGGGUGGUCAGUGCUGGGGCCACGGCGAGUGGCAGCGGUGGUGUCGCGAGCGCUGUUGUGCUUGCAGAGCGCGAGCAGUGCGGCGUGGCACAGGAGGCUGGCAGCGUCACGGUGGGGGAGCAGGGGCCCCACGCCGCAGGCAGCAGCGCUGCUCAGCAGGCGGCGCCGGCGGGGUGCUCUGCAGGGGCGGUGGACUGGUUUGACGCGUGGCUGCCGCUGUCCCAAGGCCGGCCGGCCCUCACCGUCAACCAGGCCACCCGGCAGGCCGAGGCGUUCAAGGCGCAGCGGGAUGAGUCGCGGCGGCUGUUUGCGCUGGAGCGGGGCAGGCACGCGGCGUGCAAGGAGGCAGCGGAGCAGCAGCAGCGGGAGGACGCCGCCACAAUAGAGGAGCUGUGGCGCAGCGUCGAGGCCGCCAGGGCGGAGGCGGAGCGCGAGAAGGCGCGCUGCAACACGCUGCCCUCGGCGCGCCGCGCAGCGGCUGCACAUGAGCGUGCCGCCCGCCUGGCUGCGCAGGCGGCCCACGCGGACGAGGUGCAGGGCGAGCGCCGGCGGGCGGCCGCUGCGGAGGAGCGCGCCAGCGCGGCGGAGGCGACGGUGGCGGAGCUGGUGGCACAGCUGGCGGCGGCGCAGCAGGACGCGCAGGCUGAGCGCGAGGCCAGGCGGGCUGCUGAUGCCGCGGCGUGCGAGGUGCGCAGCUUUUCAGCGCAGCGGGAGGAGGUGCGUGCGGCGGAGCUGAUGAGGCGUGUGAGGGACGGGGUUGCGGCGGAGGCGGAGGCGUCGCAGCAAGAGCAGGCGCCUAUGGCGGCGCAGAUCAGCAGGAUUGACAGUUCAACCCAACACACAGCUGCUCCACAGGUGCAGCCGACAAUGGGGGGGCGUUUGCGGGGGGUGUCAGUCGGCCCCAUGGGGCCGAACGACCACAGCCCCCUGCAUGGGACGCCUGUGGCCAUGCCUGGCAUGGGCGCCCGCAGCCUGCGCCGCAGCAGCAUCGGAUCUUUGAGCGGCGGCAGCGGUGGAGGCCCCAGCUCCAUCGUGCGGCCCCUUGAGCUGAGGGCGGCAACUCCGCUGCACAUGGAGAGCUUUGGGGCGCACGGCAGCGAAGUUGGAGCAGAGGGCGAGCAGGACGAGGAGCAGCAGCAGCAGGAGCAGCGACAGUCUGGUGGCGAUGCGGCCCAAGUAGUUACCGCACGCGCCAGCGGCAGGCGCCGCAGCGGAUGGGCCAGGGCGGUGGUGGGGCUGGCAGUUGUGGCGGCGGGCGGGCUGCUGGCGGCAGGCAGGGCAGCGCAGCGCCGCAGCAGGGGGUGA